Molecule: messenger RNA, 650 nt
Organism: Hemiscyllium ocellatum (epaulette shark)
Lineage: Eukaryota; Metazoa; Chordata; Chondrichthyes; Orectolobiformes; Hemiscylliidae
Product: small ribosomal subunit protein uS12m-like
Exons: 3
Coding region: 100-585 (161 amino acids)
Biological process (GO): translation
Cellular component (GO): ribosome; small ribosomal subunit
Molecular function (GO): structural constituent of ribosome
Source: RefSeq, a predicted model, not a curated record
GAAGCGCAGCCAUUGACCCGGAAGCCGUUGCUGCCGAUUCACCGGGGAUGCGGGACUGACCGCUGCUCAGCCCCCCUUGGUGUAGACAAACCUGAAGAGAUGUUCUCCACAGGAGUGAUGAGAAGCUGGAUGUCAUCGUUGACUUUGGGGGCAGCGAGACUGAUCGGCUUGUCACCGGCUUCCUUCCUUCAGCGAGCUUUCCCAGCAGGAGUGACAUUGCCCUCUCCGGCUUGCCAGCACAACAGACGCACCAUGGCCACCCUCAACCAGAUGCACAAAAUGGGCAAACCCAAGCGUGCCCCCCACAAGCUGGGGCCCACCUUUGGCCGGCCACAGCUGAAAGGGGUGGUGCUGAAGACCAUGAUCCGCAAACCCAAGAAGCCAAACUCGGCCAACCGCAAGUGUGCCCGUGUCCGCCUGAGUAACGGGAAGGAAGUGAUCGUCUUCAUCCCCGGGGAGGGCCACAAUCUCCAGGAACACAACAUCGUGCUGGUGGAGGGGGGAAGGACACAGGACCUCCCGGGUGUCAAGUUAAAAGUUGUGCGCGGGAAGUAUGACUGUGCACACGUCCAAAAGAAAAAGUAAAGACUUUCACACUGACACAGUAUUCAGAACUGCAAGCCUGUCAUUAAAGUUGUGUGGUUCCUCCA